UCCGCAGCCCACUCUCCUGCAUCUCAAAAUUACGAAGAAGGAGAAGGAGAGAGAAAAGAGAGAAUUUCCAUCCAUCAUGCUUCCCUCCAUCGUCCGCACGUUCGUUCCAACUUUGUUCGUGUUAUCGGUAGCCGCUUCUCGCCAUCGUCUUAAAAACGACGAGAGCAAGGAAUCGGAUAAUUCGCUGCGUCCUGACACGGAGACUCCAAACUUAUUGCCUCCUGUCAUUGAGCCACAGAUUCCCGUCUUUUUCCCAGAUGGGAGAGCGACUCGGCUAGACACCAUCACCCUGGAGGGCUUCUCCAUCCCGGUGGUGACCCCGAUUGGCCCCGUCCCGACCUUGCCUGGCAACGUGACCCGUGACCUUUGGGCCGAGGUCGACGGCUUCAGGGAAAGGUCGGACAACAGACUCCCUCAAGUUUAUCCACUGAUGUGCGGCCAGUACGACCUCGAGGCAGGGGAGGAGGUCACACUCCAGAGCCCCUACUUCCCGAGCCAAUACACCACGUUCAGUUGCAGCUGGAUCUUCAAAUCAACCUCUGGAGAAGGAUUCAUGCUGAACUGUCCAGAAUUCAUACUUGGGAGAGGAGACAGGUUAACCACCGUCACACUUAACAACAAGAAAUCCUAUAAAAAGUACGUGUGGGGGAAGGGACCGACUAACCAGGUGUUGGCAGGACCCGCUGUCAAAAUAGUCUUCAGAGCCAACAGGUGGAGUAACACCAAAGGAUUCUCCUGCUCCCUCAAGGACCUCGGAGCAGCAACAACUACUACAGCAACGACUACAACUACAACUGCAUCAACAACAACUGCAGAAGCCGAGGCUCAGACCAAAACCACCACACGCGCCCCUGCAACAACCACUACAGCCGCACUAACCACUACCACCACAGCCGCCCCUACAACAACCACAGCGGCCCCUAACAAAGCCACCACAGCUGCGCCAAUUACAACCACCACAGUUGCACCAACCACAACCACCACAGCACAGCCAACGACUCCACUUCCCCCUCUCUCGUCUCCCGAAUGUGGCCUCGUGAACAGAGCGGCGUCCCGCAUCGUGAAUGGCUUCAUCGCAGACGUCCACGAGUACCCUUGGCAGACUUACCUGGAGAUGCGUUGGUCCGACGGUCAGAAUCAGCUGUGUGGAGGCAGUCUUAUAGCCAAGGAGUGGGUCCUCACCGCCGCCCAUUGUGUUCUCAGGGAGAAGGACAACGAGCUCUGGCUGCCUACAGUGUCGGUCACCCUCGCCAUGCACAGGAGGUCGGCGCCCCUGGCAGAUGGCGGACAGAAGGUCACGGCCGCUGAGGUCAAGAUUUAUCCGGAAAAUAACUUUUCUCAUGACCUCGCUCUUAUCAAGCUUCCGGAACCGGUGGAAUACACAGAGAAAGUGCGCCCAGUGUGUCUCCCGAACAGAGCCAUGCACGGGAGAAACGUCACAGGAGUUAGCAUGGCUCUGAUAGGCUGGGGGAAGACGCAGGCUGGGAGUUUAUCAGAUCAGCUGCGCGAACUCGGAAGGCUGGGUAUCGAAUCCUCGGUGUGCAAAACAGUAUUUGGAACUUACAUAACCGACCACCACUUCUGCACCACCGGAACGGACGUCAAACACAUUUGCUUGGGUGACUCGGGAGGACCUGUGAUGACCGUGGAAAGGUCGAGGUUCUUCCUCACCGGCGUCAUCAGCUUCGUAGCCACCAAGAACUGCGACGGCGAGUACCCGGAUGGACACACCUCCGUCUCACACUUCCUAGACUGGAUCCAAGAAACCACGGGGCACACCAUAUACUAGCGGACGAGAGGUUAUGCGGAUGAUAAAGAGAGAAAGAAAAAGAAAGAAAAAUAGCAAGGGAAGAAAAAGGCACACACGAACGAGGAGAAAUACGCAGAUACGCAUAUACACACACUCACACACAAAUAACACACACAUACCUGUACCGUGGUUAUCGUUAUCUCACCUGUCUUGAUUUUAUGGUAAAUUAAGUAGCAUGACAACUAUCUAGAUACAGAUUUGCAUCGUUUUUUUGUUUGUUUGCUUUUCCUUUUACAUAUUUGUCUUACAUGAGUAAUUAUAAAAGAACAAUACAAAGAUUUUAUAGAUUUUAUGCACUAAAUACUGUUAUAUAUACACGAUGAUUUAACUAAUUAACAAGUAUUCUGUAGCGCCAAUUCUACAAGUGCGGCAAUUAUGCUAGUCUCAUCAAUAGUAAAGCAGUAUAUAAUAAUCUAUCAAUACCGGGUACCUGUAUUAGUCAAUAAAUAAUCCUAUUAAUAGUUUCCAUGGCAUAUAUCAUAAAAGUAAAGUUUAAAGAAGGAUCCUUCGAAUUAAACAUUUCCAAAUCAUAAAUGAGGAAGGCACUGCGAAACCUCAGUCAGUGCCUUACGUGCAGUGUCAUUCUCCUUCGGUAAACAACUCUUAAGCAAAUGCCAGAGCACGUUUUCUGAAAGCUAACUACAUUGCCUCUUUGAGAGCAUGCUUUUUCGAGACAUAUAGGCCAU
Molecule: messenger RNA, 2496 nt
Organism: Penaeus chinensis
Lineage: Eukaryota; Metazoa; Arthropoda; Malacostraca; Decapoda; Penaeidae
Product: transmembrane protease serine 9-like
Exons: 12
Coding region: 77-1789 (570 amino acids)
Biological process (GO): proteolysis
Molecular function (GO): serine-type endopeptidase activity
Source: RefSeq, a predicted model, not a curated record